This is a messenger RNA of Sphenostylis stenocarpa, 285 nucleotides long. Lineage: Eukaryota; Viridiplantae; Streptophyta; Magnoliopsida; Fabales; Fabaceae. The record is from the annotation of a GenBank genome assembly.
AUGGCACCACCACCACCUUCCACAUUCCCAUCACCCACCACCCUUCUUCUCUUCGCCCAUCAUUUCUUCAACCACCCUUUUUUCCUCACACAAACUUGGCCAUGGCUUUUGCCUCUUCUUUCUUUCCAAGUUCAUGAGAUAUUGGUUGAUGGCAAGCGAAGCUAUGGAGGGGCAUUCAUGGAGGAGACACUGACAGAAUACGAAGCCGCGGAGAAAGUGUCAAUGAAGGAGACGCUGGCGCCAAGCGGAAAUGGAUUUAGGAUUUCAAUAAUUCUCGAGCCGUAA